Molecule: messenger RNA, 1962 nt
Organism: Sphaeramia orbicularis (orbiculate cardinalfish)
Lineage: Eukaryota; Metazoa; Chordata; Actinopteri; Kurtiformes; Apogonidae
Gene: drc10
Product: dynein regulatory complex subunit 10
Exons: 5
Coding region: 356-1609 (417 amino acids)
Molecular function (GO): protein binding
Source: RefSeq, a predicted model, not a curated record
AAAAAGAUCCAAUAAGCUCACACACAAAUAUACUUACACACAGGCUACAGACAUUCACACACAACACACACACUGCCCAUAAGCACCAGGGAGGGGCUGAGGGGUCCACAGCCUGCUGAUGCUGCAGUUUCUCAAACGGGUCAUUUUGUAGGUUAUAUGUGAGGAAUACAAAGGGAGCAGGAUUACUACGCACUAUGGAUGCAUGGAUACACACACACACACAUGCACACGUGAUCUCAGAGGUGGACAUCUCGUUUCUGCAUUAAAACAGUGUGACAUGGACAAGCAGCAUGCAUACAGCUGACAGUCAACAACAGCAAACAAUCAACUUCUGACUGCACAUGUGCACAUUUGUAUGUGUGCAGAAGUGACAAGAGAGCCGACAGAGGACAACAAUCUUCUGUACAUCAGUCCCCAGCAAAAGGCGAAGAAACGCCUUAAGGAUGCUCAUGUACUGUCAAGGCAGAAGCAGCUCUCUGUUGAGGCAGAGCGCAUCUCCAACAUAUUGGAAAACUGCAUCAGUCACAUUGAGAUUGCAGUGACUUUGGAGGCUCUCCUCGAGAAAGACAAUAUGCCUGUUUUCAUGGACAAGGAGAUGAGUAGAACACUUCAAGAGCAUCAAGUAGUCUGUGAAAGACUGAAGACACUAGAUAGUGUUAAGUUAACGUCACAUGGGGAGCAAGAUGGAGAAGGUGGGGAAGUUGGAGAGAGGAAAAUGGCUCAGCUUGAGAGGGCGGUCAAAAACUCUUUUAGGAACCUGCUGAGGUUUGUCAGAGGUAAACCUGAAGCCAUUUCUAGUCUGAAAGCAGAGCUAGGUAUGGGAGCCAGGGAGAGUGAGAACUCACUAAUUGGAGGGCUGAAGAAGUUUCACAAGAAAAAUAUGAAAAAGCUGCUGACCACCCCAGAGAAAGAGCAACAGACCCUCUAUUCGCAGCCGACUUCAUCCUAUGUCCUCGAAAAAGUGGAGAUAGAAUCAGUGGAAGAGGCAAUCACUGAAAUAGCCACAGCCAUCAAGGAAACUGAUGCACAGAUUUCUGAACUUGAAAAUGAAAUCCAAACUUUGGAGAGGUCCUUGAACGACAAAUACUUCCCGGAAGUGGAUGUGGCACUUCUUGCAGACAAACAGUGCAAGCCAUACAUCAAAACAGCAAAGAAGAAGCAAGACAGCAAACAACAGGAAAUUAAUCAGUUCAAUAUCCAGCUCAACAAUUUGUUCCUGAAAAACAGGAAGACAGAAAGAGUAAACCAAGAGAAAACUGAAAUGGUUAAGAUGGAAAUUGAAGACUUCCUCCGAAAAUUUGACGAAGAAAUCGAAGAAAUUCAGGGCAAUCUCGAGAGAAGUCAAAUAGAACUGGAGGGGGAUCAGGAGGAGUUGAGGAAUCUGGAGAAAUUCUACAAUGUCCUAGAGCUUGAGUACAGUCAAGUACAGGAGAGGCGUCAGCUGGCAGAAGAGAAGAGGAGGGAGGAGAUGAUAGAACUGGACCUGAAGACUAAGGCAGCUAUUUUGGCCCAAUCAUGGUGGAGAGGUUACAGUGUUCGUAAAGCCAUGAAAAACAAGGGCAAAAACAAGAAGGCCAAAAAGGGCAAAGGCAAGAGGACCAAGUAUUAAUAUGUUUGUUUUACAGUACUGACACAGACACACACUCAGUUUUUGCAUGUUUUUCCACUAAGUGCUUUCUAAAGAAAUUAUUCUUAUAUUGUAUAUUUAUUGUGAUUUUUGUUUGUGUAAUUUUUUAGAUUAAAGCUUUAGUGCUUGUUUCUUAGUGUCUUUGAACAAAAAUUCUAUAAUUACCUCUCAGCAUGUUAUAAUUCAAGUGGUCUGAGAGGACACAAGACUUCUGCAUCUAUACUUGCAGGUGUUUUCAGGCAGUACAUAAUCUACUCCUUGAUUAUUUGAUGAUGAUAGUCAGGGGUGUUUUCAGACAGGUAGGGGAGUUCAAUACUUGAAUUUAAUAAAGAAAA